CGAAAAUCUCGCGACAGGUGGCACUGGAUACCAUCGGCUAAGCCGUUUCUGCCCCAUUCUACCAAGUAGACUUCUUGUGUAUUCGGAUGCCCAGCUUUGAAGUCUUCGCAAGCCUACCAAGUUGCCUAAACGUCGUUUCAGCACCCCCAUUCUUCGACUGGAGAGAGCUUCAGUUCAUACUUUUCUCUCACAUCCAUUCGGUUCAGAAGACUCACCCCAAAGUAUACCCAACCUGUCGCCAAGAUGCUCGCCCUUCCUCAGCAUGAGCACUCGUCCUCGGACUUCACCAUGACCGUCUUGGGAUGCGGGACCAUGGGCAUCGCCAUUCUCAAUGGCAUCCUCACAUCGCUUGCCGAGCUCAAUGGCCCCAAGCCCCUGCAGACACCCACCUCUGGCACGUCGACCCCGUCAGAGGAGCUUCCGCCUUCGCUGCCCUCGCGCUUCAUUGCCUGCGUGCGCAGUGCCGAGAGCGCUAAGCGCGUCAAGUCCACUCUGUGGGAGCACUCGUCCGUCGUCAAGGUCGUGCAAAACGACAACAUUGCAGCCGUCCAGCAGGCUCAGGUCGUCCUCCUCGGCUGCAAGCCUUACAUGGUCAAAGACGUCCUGGGCCAGCCCGGCAUGGCCAAGGCCCUGCACGGAAAGCUCCUCAUUAGCGUCUGCGCAGGCAUUACCGUCGAGCACAUGGAAGUUGCUCUGCACGGCGCCGUGUCGUCCAAGGACCCGGAGGAGGAUGGCCGCUGCAGAAUCGUCCGCGCCAUGUGCAACACCGCUGCCCUCAUCCGUGAAUCCAUGACCGUCAUCGGCACGUCAACCCCGCCUCUGCCCCCAGCCACCAAGGCCCUCGUAACCUGGAUCUUCAAGCGCAUCGGCGACGUUGUCUACCUUCCCGCAGGGAACAUGGACGCUUCGACCGCUCUGUGCGGUUCCGGCCCCGCCAUUUUCGCCCUCAUGCUCGAGGCCGCCAUCGACGGCGCCGUCGCCAUGGGCUUGCCCCGCGCCGAGGCGCAGAGGAUGGCCGUCCAGUCCAUGAGGGGAACGACAGGCCUAGUGCAGUCGGGCGAGCAUCCUGCCAUUCUGAGAGAGAAGGUUUGCACACCGGGCGGCUGCACCAUUGGCGGGCUGCUUGUCCUAGAGGAUGGCGGCGUUCGGGGUACCGUCUCGAGAGCCUUCCGUGAGGCCACCUGCAUCGCCAGUCAGCUUGGAGAGGGCGUCAAGAAUGUGAACGGUACCAGGCCUGGCCCUGCUCCAAGCAGCCAGUAAAGUGCAUACAUAACAGCAGCUGUGUCGCGAUGUUGAUGGGGGAAGAGAGCCUCGCAUAACUUGAGUGGCAGAACAGAGGUACGAAAAAUGCUCCUCCGGCCGGCGAUGCCGUUGAUAUUUGUGGCUGGACAUAUUACGAAGGACAUGAAGAGGAGAAAGAGGAUCCGGGCAUCUGGCCCGGUUUAUAGACAAGUACACAUGAUCUUACACCC
Purpureocillium takamizusanense is the source of this 1472-nucleotide messenger RNA. RefSeq names its product Pyrroline-5-carboxylate reductase (gene PRO3). The transcript is spliced from 2 exons. Lineage: Eukaryota; Fungi; Ascomycota; Sordariomycetes; Hypocreales; Ophiocordycipitaceae. Gene Ontology annotation, molecular function: pyrroline-5-carboxylate reductase activity. Bases 244 to 1260 code for a protein of 338 amino acids. Gene Ontology annotation, biological process: L-proline biosynthetic process. The record is from RefSeq and is a predicted model, not a curated record.